This is a messenger RNA of Aethina tumida (small hive beetle), 2456 nucleotides long. RefSeq lists its product as uncharacterized. NCBI's taxonomy places the organism in Eukaryota, Metazoa, Arthropoda, Insecta, Coleoptera, Nitidulidae. The record is from RefSeq and is a predicted model, not a curated record. The coding region runs from base 205 to 1587 and encodes 460 amino acids. The transcript has 2 exons.
AUUGUUGCGGUAAACACACUUCAUGUCCCUUUUUGAUGGCAGUACGUGAGAAUACAGUUUAGUCAGCGAGAGUGGGGAUUUUCUGUGAAUCGUGACGAAAAUGGUUGCUACAUAGGUCGCAGAUAAACUUGCUGCGUUAUUUCUGUUGUUUUUCGAGGGUUGUUUUCGAAUAGAAUCGUUGAAAAGUGGGCGAGUGCGUGUAAAAUGGCUCACGGACUGAAUUCGGUGUUGAAACGCGGUGUUAGUGGAGUGCAAGGCUGUAAAAGUGAAGGAAAAACGGGUAUCGGAUCCAGACGGAUAUUUCCUCCGCACUUCAAGCUGCAGGUGCUCGACUCGUACAGGAACGACGCGGACUGCAAAGGGAACCAGCGGGCCACGGCGCGGAAGUACGGGAUCCACAGACGGCAGAUCCAAAAGUGGUUGCAAGUGGAGAACGUGCUGCGGAACAGCGUGAACAAGGGAAGCAGUGGUUCGGGCACGGCCCCGGGGCCCAAGAGUGCGGAUUGCGGCAACGCAAACAACAACGGAGGCGAAAUUCCGGAGGCUAGAAAAUGUGGAAUAGAUGUGGCCUUGAGCAACAGACAGCGGGACGACGUUGGCUGUGCCGAUAUGUGUCCGCCUGCGGCGACCAGCGGCGUACCGGACGCGCGGGUUCCCUCGCUCGCUCCGCCGUACGGCGCCCUCGAUUACACGACACAUUCCCGCCGCUCGGACGAUCCCGCCGCGCCCAUGGACUUGUCUUUCAAGAGGCCCGCUUCGCGGAGCGCACCUGUGCUCUCGGUCUCGUUCGCGCCGCUCCUCGCCUCCCCGCUCGCCUCCCCGCCGCUGGUCUCGACGCCUUCCAGUCUCGUUUCGACGACGACGACGACGACGACGACGACGACAGCGACUCACCCAGAUGUGUGGGACCUGUCGACCAAGACGAAGACGAAGAGGAAGUGCGACGAGGACAGACUCGUCUCGCCCAAACCAGUCAAGCUGUUCAAGCCCUAUCUAAACGACGACGACGACAACGCUGACCACGACAACAACGACGUCGACGUCGACGUGGACGGGGACGUGGAGGACAGACUGCCGCCUUCCAGGCUGGAACUGGUGGCGCCGGUCAAACUGGAACCGCUCCCUUGCUGCCCCUACAUCCACGACGCCGCCUACUACUACAACAACAACAACAACAAUAACAACAACGUCUGCGACAUCAAAUCGGAAUACAACAACGUUCCCUACACGCUCCACGAACUGCAGCCCAAAUCGUCCAUACACUACUACUAUACGGACAAAACUGGAGCUUACACGUAUCCGUCGACUCUCUACUCGCCAGAAUACGAACCGAAUCCGUACACGUGUUCUUACGACGACUCGUGUUUGCACGGCGUCGCCCCUCUGAAGCAACGCCAGAGCUACAGUUUGGAUUUCAAGCUGCAGGCGAUCGACAGCUACUACGAAGAUUCCCAGUGUAAGGGCAAUCAGAGGGCGGUCGCUUCCAAGUACAACAUCCACAGGCGUCAGGUGCAGAAGUGGCUCAAGCAGGAGGAGGAGCUGCGACAGAGGAACGAGAACGUGAAGAUGAUGCACGCCGUCAGCUAGAACUGUUGUUAGAUUGAUAGAUAACUUGCACAUAUCCAACAGAUGAAACGUCCUCUGUACUUAUUCGCCGCCUUGCCUUAUCUCGGAAAUAGAUUGAUGACGACGACGACGACGACGACGACGACGACGACCACCGGGUGCUAAACUGUUUCCGAACGAGACAACUCGUUGCUCAUUGCUCAUUGCUCAUUGUCAUGUGCCUUGUAAAAUAGUCGAUAAGUCCAUUUCGCCGUGCCAAACACAACGUAGGGCAGCUAAUGUAUACCUGAGAUGCAAUAUUCGACCUCGGUUCCGGUUGGUGCGGACCGAUGCAGGAUUGUACAUGUUCAAACGGCGUGAUAAAUUUUGAACCAACCAAUCGACCGGUCGGUCUGUGCCAACGUGAACCAAAGUCUCCUUCCUUUUUGCCAUAUUUUGUAUAAAAGUCUAGGUUACUGCCGAUACUAUUCAAAUAUUGAAUUGAAUAUGUCUAUUUAUUGAAUCUGUACAUACAUAUCGUAAUUUUUAUUUAUACAUAUCUAAAUUUAGGUAAGAAGUAAGCAAGUAAGUAAUUAGAUGCAAUUUAACAUGUGAUUUAGACCGUAACGACUUCAUAUUGAAGGUGUAUAAAAAAACAUUAAUUAAUAUCUAUUAAAAAUUAAUAAUAACAAUAAUAAAAUAAUGUGACCUUAAUAUUGUAGGUUGUGAAUAUUUUUAUCAAGCAAAUUCGUUUAUCAAAACAGAAAAAUAUAAUUGUAUAUAAAUAUACAUAUAUACGGCUCAGCUGAGUAAUACUUUAAUAAAUAUUGUAAAUGAAAUUUUAUAAACAUGUAUUGAUUAUUUUUUAUGAGAUAUUUUAUAGAACGAUAUUAAUAAAAUCUUGUAUCGAU